This is a messenger RNA of Diaporthe batatas, 1742 nucleotides long. RefSeq lists its product as uncharacterized. NCBI's taxonomy places the organism in Eukaryota, Fungi, Ascomycota, Sordariomycetes, Diaporthales, Diaporthaceae. The record is from RefSeq and is a predicted model, not a curated record. The transcript has 4 exons. Gene Ontology annotation, biological process: S-adenosylmethionine biosynthetic process. Bases 292 to 1248 code for a protein of 318 amino acids. Gene Ontology annotation, molecular function: methionine adenosyltransferase regulator activity. Gene Ontology annotation, cellular component: methionine adenosyltransferase complex.
AGCUGAUCAGGGGGGCUCGUACCAGCUCACGCCUUUUCUUUUUGUCAAUUCAAUAAUUCAGAUCGACAGGACUGGAAGUCGCUUGGUGGCGAUGGGAGAUCAGUACCAGAGUCACCGGGAAGUGUUGUGUGACGUGUCGGCGAAAAGCAAGGGUCCGACGUUCUACCCUGCAGCAACGACGACAUCACAGCCCCGCCUGCCUCUUUCCAUCUUAUCUUUAACAAAACAAAACAAAACACCACACUCGUACUUCCAGGUCGUGGAACAGAACCUCACACGAAUUAGAUCAAAAUGGCCGAGAGGAAAGCACUCAUCACUGGCGCUACGGGGCUCCUAGGGCGACAGGUCUUGAAAGCCUUCGAGAGCAGGGACUGGACCGCCAGGGGCACGGGAUGGUCCCGGGCAGACGGCGCAACAAUCCUCAAGGUUGACUUGGCCUCGACUGAAGAGGUUGAGAAAGCCCUUGACAAUUCCAGGCCUCAGGUAGUCGUGCACUCGGCCGCGAACCGCUUCCCGGACAAGGUCGACAAGGACCCCGAGGGAACACGGAAGCUCAACGUCGAGGCUACUCGCCACCUGGCGAAGCUUUGUGCAGAGCGUGAUAUAUUCUUGAUCUACAUUUCCACAGACUAUGUGUUCUCUGGCAAGCCUGGCGAUGCCCCGUACCAGGCAGAUGCCGCCACCGGUCCUACCACACUCUAUGGACAGACCAAACUUGACGGCGAACACGCGGCCUUGGAGGAAUUCACGGCCGCCGGCAAGGACGGUCUGUGUGUCGUCUUGAGGGUACCAGUGCUAUAUGGCGACGCCGAUAUGCCAAACGAGAGUGCGGUCAACGUCCUGAUGGAUGCCGUAUGGAGAGCUCAGAAAGGAGAGAAGAUUCAGAUGGAUCACUGGGCUCUCCGCUACCCUACUAACACCGAGGAUGUCGGAAGGGUCUGCCACGAUGUUGCUGUCAAGUACCGUGCAGCCUCCGAGAGCGAGCGAGCCGGCUUGCCCAAGAUCCUGCAGUUUUCCAGCGAGGACAAGUACACCAAGUACGAAAUCUGUCAGCUAUUUGGUGAGAUAAUGGGCUUGAACAUCGAUGGCAUCGAGCCCAACACCCAGGGCAAUGAUCCUAAUUCCAGCGUACAAAGACCUUUUGACUGUCACCUGAGCACCAAGGCCUUGAAGGACAUCGGAAUUGAUGUUUCAACACAAGACUUCACCGGCUGGUGGAGACGUGAGGUCCGCGCCUUCAGAAGAUAACGAACCGGACCAGCCCUUCCGGCGCUCUCACGUCACGACGGGCCAACGGCUGCCGUCUACGAGGUAAUGGGGAUGCGGAAUUUGAAUUGUAACAUUGAGCUUGGCGUUCACCUGAGUGUGACUUUAGUAGGACUACCAUCUGUGUACGUAUCCGCUGGGCUCCCCAAAACCUCGUCCUCUACCCGCUUUCCACGUGGAUCAAUGGUCUCACGGGUCCUCACAAGAGCAUUGGGGCAUCCUAAUGGACCGUGUUUGUCGCGUCGUCAAUAGCAAUUAUAUACGGCCCUUGGUCCACUGGCCUUAUAUAUCUGGAUGACAGCACUCAGAGCAAGCACACCUAGGCGUGAAUCUCAAGUGCGAUUAGGACUUACGCGUCGAUCAACAGGAAAGAGAAAACAUGAAUGUGCAUCAGAUUCAGGCUUCAUGAGAAGCCACCGAUGUUACAGACUACGUCCUGGCAAGACGAUAGCCCAAUGAAAUUUUAUCGCUACAAA